AUGAACGCAGAGGCAAGCGCCGACGAAGCUACGGCGAAGUUGGUGUCUCGUCUGGCACAGCGUUCCACGCUGUCGAGCGACGCUAAACCCUUUAUUCCCUCAUUCCUGCAAGCACCAGCAACCACGGCGGAACUGCAACAGACAAACGGGGAGGUAGGAAACGCCGUUGAGUGUAAGCAAGACGAGCUUCUCCGAAAUGGACUGGAAGAGCUUUACCGCAACUCCGACACUUAUGUGCAGCUGCCAUCGGUUGGGAGCCUGGCAACCACGGCAGCCGUCGCUUCCACGGCCCUCCACACAUUCGGGGAUAUGACGGAGGAGCAGUUACAGCAGUUGGAAGAGUAUCUAUGGGAUCCUUCCCAAGAGAACGGGGCGGCCGAGGACGAUGAGCGCGUCUUUGUCAAUGACGAUGAUGGUAUGGACGUGGCAGAAGAAGAGUGGCUUUUAAACCAGAUGCUGGAAGCAGCAGGGGUCACGCAGAACGAAGAGGUCCAUGACAAGAAGACAGGGAAGCCAUGA
Trypanosoma rangeli is the source of this 519-nucleotide messenger RNA. RefSeq lists its product as uncharacterized. Bases 1 to 519 code for a protein of 172 amino acids. The record is from RefSeq and is a predicted model, not a curated record. NCBI's taxonomy places the organism in Eukaryota, Euglenozoa, Kinetoplastea, Trypanosomatida, Trypanosomatidae. The transcript has a single exon.